Messenger RNA from Magnolia sinica, 1004 nucleotides. RefSeq lists its product as uncharacterized. The transcript is spliced from 3 exons. NCBI's taxonomy places the organism in Eukaryota, Viridiplantae, Streptophyta, Magnoliopsida, Magnoliales, Magnoliaceae. The record is from RefSeq and is a predicted model, not a curated record. Bases 415 to 795 code for a protein of 126 amino acids.
GAUGUCACAAUCCAUGCAUUAAAAUCUGUAAAUAUAUAUGAAUACACUGUCAUGUCCUGGAAUUCUUGUAUAUGGUUUGGUUGAUUGUUCAUUUCUAGCCACAAGGCCAUUUUUGUUGUAGUGAGGUGGAUAUGAACUUAUAUCAUCUUACAGGUUGCAAUCGACUGUAUGGUGGAGAGUUGCAAUGAACCUGCCUGGGUUCUUUCCGACUAACCAAAGAAGUCAAACAAUUAACGCCUAAUAGAACACCUACAUGAGAAAUUUCUAAGCACCAUCAUCGACAAUUUCCUUGAAAAAUUUCCCACCCUUUAUAUAGAUGUGAAAAGUCAACAUUAGCUCUCAAACAGUUGAGUUUGAUCUGCAGACGGUUGGAUUCGCUUCUUUCAAAGUGGGGAUUAUGUUCUUCUAGCGAACAUGUUUGCAAGUGCUAGCCAAUGGAACAAAGUGACAAGAGUGAGAGAGGCAAUGAGAAACAGAGGAGUUCAGAAACCAGAGCCAGUAACAGCCUUGGGAAUGUCAAAAUCAUUCAAGCCAACACUAUAUCCUUCUAAAAAGAGAAUCUCCUUCAGCAAUGGCUGCAACAUAUUAAAGAACUUAACAGCCUCUUCUGUUCCCUUCUUGUCAAGAACAGAAGUAACAAUCUUUGUGAAUGAUGACUGCAGUAAAUCUCUAUUGAAAUCAAUCCUCACCAUUUCACUUUUACUGAUCAAAUGCCUCUCCCCAAAGCAGUCAAAAAACGCAGGUAAAGCACUCUGUACCAUUUGCAAAACAGUCCACAGAGGACCUGUACGGUGAGCCUUAAGCAAAGCAGGUUCCAGUAAACUGGUGAAACACACAUAGCCAACUGUUGCACAGUCGCUUUGUUCAAGAAAAAAAGUCCUAAACAUGAGUUUAAGUGACAAUAAAGAAUCAUGCACCAGUUGUAAAUUCAGACUACCACUAUGAGAACUGCGGAUUUGCUUUUCAACACUAAACAGCUCCAAAACUUCUGCCUUUGCUGCUAG